This is a messenger RNA of Cooperia oncophora, 300 nucleotides long. NCBI's taxonomy places the organism in Eukaryota, Metazoa, Nematoda, Chromadorea, Rhabditida, Trichostrongylidae. The record is from the annotation of a GenBank genome assembly.
AUGCGUGUGCUUAUAAAAGUGCAGAAGUCGGCACCGCCUACGCUUGAAAAUCCCUCUAUUUGGUCCAUAUUUUUCGCCGAUUUCCUCAGCCAAUGUUUGGUGAAGAAUCCUACAGAGCGAAAAACAGCCGAGCAAAUGUUAUCGCAUCCUUUCAUAGCGAAUGCAACGGAUCGCCAUCCUGUUUUGGCGUUACUGGCCGAGGUAAACGCGGACAUUGAAGAAGAGGUUGUCAUUGAUGAGGAUCGCACAAGCUGCGGUGAAAGUUACGCUGAUUCUGAAGAUCACUGUGCGUUUCAGUAG